This is a messenger RNA of Carica papaya (papaya), 2024 nucleotides long. RefSeq names its product polypyrimidine tract-binding protein 1 (gene PTB1). The record is from RefSeq and is a predicted model, not a curated record. NCBI's taxonomy places the organism in Eukaryota, Viridiplantae, Streptophyta, Magnoliopsida, Brassicales, Caricaceae. Gene Ontology annotation, molecular function: RNA binding.
AAUUCUUUCCACCCGUAAAAAAAAACCCCAAAACAGAUACCUAAGACAUCUCACACUUUCUAGAUUUCCAGAUAGGAACCUGCAGCCUUCACGCCCGUCAAACCCUACUUCUCAACCCAAAGAGAUGUCGACGUCGGGCCAGCCCCAGUUCCGGUACACACAGACCCCGUCGAAGGUGUUGCACUUGCGGAAUCUUCCGUGGGAGUGUGCGGAAGAGGAGCUCGUCGAGCUCUGCAAACCCUUCGGCAGAAUUGUCAACACCAAAUGCAACGUUGGUGCCAAUCGCAACCAGGCUUUUGUUGAGUUUGCAGACCUAAACCAGGCCAUAUCAAUGGUUUCUUAUUAUGCGUCAUCUUCAGAACCUGCACAAGUUCGUGGCAAAACAGUUUACAUUCAAUAUUCAAAUAGACAUGAAAUUGUCAAUAACAAGAGUCCUGGAGAUGUUCCUGGAAAUGUCUUGCUAGUAACGAUCGAGGGUGUAGAGGCUGGCGAUGUGAGCAUUGAUGUAAUUCACUUGGUAUUUUCCGCUUUUGGUUUUGUGCACAAAAUUGCUACUUUUGAAAAAGCUGCUGGUUUCCAGGCAUUAAUUCAAUUUAGUGAUUCUGAGACUGCAUCCUCAGCGAGAAAUGCGUUGGAUGGGAGAAGUAUCCCAAGGUACUUGCUUCCAGAGCAUGUUGGUUCUUGUCACUUGCGGAUUUCUUAUUCUGCUCAUACUGAUCUGAAUAUCAAGUUUCAGUCUCAUCGGAGCCGAGAUUAUACGAAUCCUUACCUUCCUGUGAAUCCUACUGCAAUGGAGGGACUCCUGCAGCCUUCCGUGGGUCCUGAUGGAAAGAAGAAGGAACCUGAGAGUAACGUGCUUCUUGCAUCAAUUGAGAAUAUGCAGUAUGCUGUCACAGUGGAUGUUCUCCACACAGUAUUUUCUGCAUUUGGAACUGUCCAGAAGAUUGCUAUAUUUGAAAAGAAUGGUGGUACACAGGCAUUGAUUCAAUAUCCGGAUAUAGCGACUGCAGCAGUUGCCAAAGAAGCUUUAGAGGGACACUGCAUUUAUGAUGGUGGCUAUUGUAAGCUUCAUCUAUCAUACUCUCGUCAUACUGAUCUCAAUGUAAAGGCAUACAGUGACAAAAGUAGAGAUUAUACAAUUCCUGAUGCAAGUUUGCUUGCAGCACAGCAAGUUCCUGGUCUCUCUACCAGUCCAACAGUUUGGCAGAAUCCUCAGGGUGCUCCACUUUAUGCUGCUGCUGCUACAGCUAGAGCUGGGGUGCCCUCUCAAGGCCCUGCUGGACCAGUCCCAGUGUGGGAUCCAAACAUGCACACAAGCAGACCAUAUGUAUCGGCAUCUGAGACUUUUCCUGGUCAAACAUAUCCCACAACAUCAGGUUAUGCUGCCAGUCCAGUUCCUGCAUAUCCCACAACCUCGGUACCUGCGGGUUCCUCACCCCUUUCUCAUCCUGGCGUGACUUCUAGGAGACCUUCCGCAGUCCAGCCCAAUAUGAGACCUGGAGGUGAAGCAACUCCAGGUCAGCCUCCGUAUUAUAACCAAUGAGUAGUAUUGGCCGCCUGGUUUCACUUCAAAACAAGUCAGCGGGCUUUUUCCUCAUUUAUUUCUGGUAGAAAGUUACCUUUUUCAAAUAUCCAAUUUUAAUAUUUUGUAAACUUGUAAUGAUGAUGUGAUAUUAUAUUUUUGUUAUUCUUUCUCAAAUUCUUCCUGGAAGUUUGGUCCAAAUUGCUAUCUGGCAAUAAUGAAGCCAAGAAUAUAAUCUUGAGACUAGACAUAGUCUCAGGUAGAUCCACUUCCAAUUUCGUUCCUGUUUGGAGCUCCCUUUUUUCUGUUUUAGACGUUGUUCAUAGGAAGGAGUCAUUAAGAACGUGUUUGUAGUGGCCCAAAAGACAUGCAGAGUAUUUGAAGUAUUUGUUUAAUGUAAUUAGAUGUCAACUUAAAAAUAAUCAUUAGUUACAUAUUUGGGUAAAAAUUAUUAUAAAAUGUAAGUACUUUGUUAAAUACGAGUAUAUAUACAUAUUUGGUA